Molecule: messenger RNA, 1239 nt
Organism: Lodderomyces oxycetoniae
Lineage: Eukaryota; Fungi; Ascomycota; Pichiomycetes; Serinales; Debaryomycetaceae
Exons: 1
Coding region: 1-1239 (412 amino acids)
Source: RefSeq, a predicted model, not a curated record
AUGUCAAAUAUUAUUACUGAACAGAGUAUUAGCAAGGACGAAACAUUCUCCACGGGGGAAAAAUUGAGCAAGAUUCAACAUCAAACAAAGCUAGCUGUUGAUGAAUUUUCAUUGGAUACCAAGACACCACAAGCAGCUACUUAUGAUCCAGCAAAAGUUGGUACUCAGGAUACUUUAGUUGAAAAGGACCCGUUACUGGAUGCACCUCCAUCUAAACAACAACAACAACAACAACAACAACAACAACAAGGCAAUUGUGCAAGCAAUUGCGCUGCGGAGGACACGAAAUCUGAGGACAGUAACUCAAAGAUAUUGCCCAAUAAUGAUGCUAAACCUCAAGGCGAAAAAUGCCAACACAUUGCAGGUCAAUCAAUUAGUUCGCGCAUCAAAAAUGUCGAUGAGGUUGAUAUAAAGCAGGCCAAAAAGAAGGUUCAAGGCUUGAACUUGAAUACUAAGGAGCAACCUUCUUUAAAAAAUACAUCAAUGGCUUCGCAUUGCUAUCACAGUGGAGGUAGUGCUUGCAGUCAGCACUCUGAUGCUUCUUCUUGUUCCCCUGAAUCUAGAAAAAUCAUGAGAUUAAACCGCAAGGUUCUACUUGCAUCUAUCAAGUCUUGGCUUUAUCCUAGUGACUUUAUACAGGGUAGAAUACACCCAGAUACAAUAAAAAGCACUGACUCGGAGGAGUUGGGAUCCACCUUGUCCCUGGAUGAGUUUUUAACACAAUUGCCCAAUAUCCCCGUUCAAUACCGUCCGAAGGAAAUUAAUGGAUUUGGAAUCCUUUCUCAAUCACAAAGCUUACCCGUCAGAAUUAAGAAGCAGUUUGAAUUGCUAUUGACCACCGCUGUUCAGCAAGAGUUGGAAUUUUGCAAGUACAUGGAAAUCUUGCAUGAACGUUCGAAAAACCAGGAUAUAAGAAACUUGUUCCUUUUACAAUUUGAUAAAAUGCACGCGACAUUGCCUUUUACAAACGAUUAUUUGGCACUAAACGAUGAAGUUAAUGAAGAGAUGUUGUUGCAAUUGAAAGUAUUGUUUGGAGAUAUUUUCAAUAACAACUAUACUGUAUGGAUUGUGAAUAAGUUUGAGUAUAAUGGAUUCAGUAGGAAAUUUAGGAAAGUAAUUGCAGAUGUCUUGAGAACAGAAUAUCAGUUUGACAUUAGUUAUAGAAGAGAAUCUUUUUACAGACAAGUUAUUGCUGCUAGCUUGAUUCAAUGGAGAAGACAUAUACCUUUUGCCGAUUGA